Messenger RNA from Nicotiana attenuata, 1544 nucleotides. Its product is annotated as RING-H2 finger protein ATL7-like. Gene Ontology annotation, molecular function: transferase activity. The record is from RefSeq and is a predicted model, not a curated record. Gene Ontology annotation, biological process: protein ubiquitination. Lineage: Eukaryota; Viridiplantae; Streptophyta; Magnoliopsida; Solanales; Solanaceae. Bases 320 to 1072 code for a protein of 250 amino acids. The transcript has 3 exons.
AAAUCCAGAUUUUAUUGCAUUUAAUUAGGAAAUGAGUUUUUACCUUUUCUGUUUAACUGCUCAAUUCUUCUACUACUAUCCAAUUGUUCAAACCAUCACAUGUCCCCCUCCAUUACUAUAUAUAUUAGCCUGCUAACUUUUUCUUUCUCAUCCAAUCUUUUUCUUUGUCAUUUAUUCUCACCUUCUCUUGUCUAAAAUUGGCUGUUUCUUGAUUCUAAAAACUGCAUUUUGGUUCCAUUUUUCCAUCUGGGUGUUCCUAAAAUUCCCAUUUAAGUGUAAAAUUAAGUCACAUUUGACUACCAUUGAAGCAUUUUCAGUGAUGUCUGUUGCUGGAAAAGGGUACCCAGAUCUACAAGAAAGCAGUGGAAUUACUAGUAAUAAUGCAUCUUCUAAUUGUUGUUCUGAAGCUUUAGCUCAAUUAAAGCUUUAUCAAGCUUUCAUCUUUUCAAUACCUAUUUUCUUUGCUUUUAUAUUAUUAUUGUUAUUCUACUUAUUUUAUCUUCGUCGUCAGAGAGUCGAUUGGUCCUCUCUGCGAAUGAGGACUUCCACAUUGGACUCUGCUACAGAACCUGAUGAACUGUCACAAUGUGAAUUGGGAUUGAAGAAAGAGGUGAGGGAAAUGCUGCCUAUAAUUGUGUUCAAGGAAAGUUUCUCUGUCAAUGACACUCAAUGUUCAGUGUGCUUAGGCGAUUACGAAGCAGAGGAUAAGCUUCAACAGAUACCUGCUUGUGGGCACACAUUUCACAUGGAUUGCAUUGACCACUGGCUAGUCACUCAUAACACCUGCCCCCUCUGCCGCCAAUCUAUCCUUACUCCAACUAAAGCUAACACUGAAGAAACGCCUGAUAGGAGAGAAGAAACUACUGAGACAAGUUCAAGUGAACAAGAUGCUGAUGAAACAUCUCAUCAAAGAAACUCUGAAUGUUCUGAGGAACCUCAAAUAGGCCAAUCAAAUCCAAAGCCAGAAACCAGAGAAGAAACAGAAGAAAGAUCGUCUAAGGAAGAAGAAGGCGAUAGUCAUAAUGUUGACAAUGUCAUGGACUCAAGAAAAGAAAGUAAUGACGCUUUGUAGGAGAGAUCUGAUUCAGUUUGAUGUUUGUAAGUUAGGGAAGAUAAAAUAGUAGCCACACGCUGAAUAGAGGUUAUGCAGCUUGAUGCGUGUUAGGAGACAAUAGGGAUGAGACAGUGCAGGAUAUAUAUGACAGCAUAAGUUUGCCCCUUUUGUUAGGAUUCAAAGAAUAGUCCAGUUUGUUUUAGGUCUCAGAAUUCAUUACCAUGCUCCUCAAGAUUCAACAUUUAUCAGGAAAUGAGAGGCAAACAGCUCCAUACAUAUCUCCAUGAGAGGUUUGCAUCAUAUUACUGUCUGGGACAAGAAGAAGCUGAAGCAAGCAAAAGUCAUCUUCACUGCAAGCCUAUGGAAUGAUGAAAUAUCUGCAGAUUUGGUACCAUGUAACAUUCCUGAGUGAUAAUUGAAGCCUCUUUUUUCUUUCUUUCUUUUUCUUUAUUUUAGUUAUGUAUUUUCAAGAAGAAAUUGCCUUACCAGA